Messenger RNA from Sorghum bicolor (sorghum), 2762 nucleotides. Its product is annotated as C2 domain-containing protein At1g53590. Lineage: Eukaryota; Viridiplantae; Streptophyta; Magnoliopsida; Poales; Poaceae. The transcript is spliced from 12 exons. Gene Ontology annotation, molecular function: lipid binding. Bases 359 to 2377 code for a protein of 672 amino acids. The record is from RefSeq and is a predicted model, not a curated record.
AUGUGACGAGCCCGUCGGCCUCCACGUUCCCCCUGCCGCGCCACGCAGCAACGCCUUCCUCAUCAUACUAUAUAGAAAAAACAUAUAGGAGUCAUGGAGUAGUAUUUCUCAUCCUCUGACCGCCGCCGCCGCCGCCCACCACCGAAGAAACCAGCGGAGCGGUGCGGUGGUGAUGAUGAUGACCACCAUCCCCGCUGCUCGGGGCGCGGUCGCCGCGUGAGACGACGAGGCAGAGACCAGAGAGAUAUAUAGAGAGAGAGAGAGCAGUAGCGAAAGCGCGGAGUGGGUCCGUGGACUGGGGCACGAGCGCCGCCGGAAGAGGUUGCCGGGCGGCUGUAGACCCUCAUCGACCACGGCGAUGGAUAUCACGGAGGUGACGGUGGUACACCACGCGGCGCUCGUGCUGGCGGCGCUCUGGGCCGCCGCGGCUGCCGGCUGGGCGCACCCAGCGCUCUUCCUCGUCGCGCUCCUCUACAUAUUUGCGGUGAAUCAACGGUACACAAUGAGGUUGUGGAGGCGGAUACAGUAUGAGGAAAGGAAAUGUGCGAAUCAGAGAAAGCUUCUCUCUGAUGCAGAGACUGUCAGGUGGCUUAAUUAUGCUGUGGAAAAGAUUUGGCCAGUUUGCAUGGAGAGGGUUGCAUCCCAGCAGUUCCUUUUGCCCAUAUUCCCGUGGUUCCUAGAGAAGUUCAAACCAUGGACAGCAAGGAAAGCAGUAAUCCAAAGUCUUUACUUGGGUAGGAACCCACCGAUGUUUACAGAUAUUAGGGUUGUUAACCAAUCAACUGAUGAUGACCACUUGGUUCUAGAGAUAGGGAUGAAUUUUCUUUCAGCUGAUGAUAUGGAUGCAAGAAUGGCUGUGCAACUAAGGAAGAGAUUAGGAUUUGGCAUUACAACAAACAUGCAUAUAACUGGGAUGCAUGUUGAAGGAAAGGUUCUGGUAGGGGUGAGAUUUCUGCGGCAGUGGCCAUUUAUUGGGCGCGUAAGAGUAUGCUUUGUUGAGCCUCCAUACUUCCAAAUGACAGUGAAACCAUUGUUUGGUCAUGGGCUUGAUGUAACUGAACUCCCAGGAAUUUCUGGAUGGCUUGACAGGAUGCUGGAUGUUGCCUUCGGACAGACACUUGUGGAGCCCAACAUGCUAGUUAUUGAUCUGGAGAAGUUUGCCUCUGAAUCAACAGAGAACUGGUUUAGUGUUGAUGAGAAGCCUCCUAUCGCAUAUGCUCGAGUGGAGAUCCUGGAAGGUGCUGAUAUGAAGCCAUCUGAUCCAAAUGGACUAGCUGAUCCAUAUGUGAAAGGACAUCUUGGACCCUACCGUUUUCACACAAAGAUCCAUAAGAAAACUCUUAAUCCAAAAUGGCUCGAGGAGUUUAAAAUACCAAUAACUUCAUGGGAAGCACUCAACCUUCUUUCUCUUCAAGUCCGAGAUAAGGAUCCCAUUUUUGAUGACACUCUUGGUGAUUGUUCCAUAAGCAUCAACAAAUUAAGAGGUGGAAAAAGGCAUGAUAUAUGGAUUGCACUGAAGAACAUAAAGACAGGGAAGAUUCACAUUGCUGUAACUGUACUUGAAGAAGAAAAUGAAAAGGUUCCUAAUGAUGAAGAGGAACAGUGUGGAAUACAUAAGGUGGACGAAGCUAGCACACCGAGGUCAAGUUUCUCCUCCAGGACCAACCAUGGAAGUGAAUCUUCUGAUGAAUUCCAGAAGAUGUCUGACGAAUUUGAGCCAGUUGACAUAGAAGGAUCAGAAAAGCCCGAUGUUUGGGUGCAUCGCCCUGGCAGUGAUGUCACCAGUGCAUGGGAACCUCGUAAAGGCCGUCCCCGGUGCCAGGAUUCCAAAAUUCACCGGGAGAAUGAUGCUUGUAGUGAUAGCCCAAGGUCAUCAGCGUCAGAAUCUCAUAGAAGUGACUCCAGCACUGAAGAAGCCACGAGCAGUAAAUCGCACCGCCACCUCCACAAGGUCAAGAAGGGUCUGGGCAAGCUAGCUGGAGCAGUGCUCCAUCGGAGCCCAAGGAAAGAGAAUGACGACGAAGCUUCCCCAUGUGUAACGCCUCACCCAAACAUUCGGCCGGUUGGGGAAAGCAGGGUUUCAGUAACAUAUCUGGUCGAUCAAGAUCCUGGGGUCAACAGAUCGGGGUCAAGACCAGAUGACCAGCAGCAAAGCCCUGAGAGAGAGGAGCUGGACAGCCCGAAUAAAAGGCACCUGAGGAAGAAGGCGGUGCACAUGGUGAAACAUGCUGGGAAAACCGCUCAUAAUCUAAAGAGCAUGUUCAGCAAGAAGGGCCUCGACAAGAGCAAAGAAGAAGAACACAGUGAUGAGGAAGGCGAUGUUGUUGCAAUGCAAAAAACUGGCAUGGAAGUUGAUCCUUCACUACCAAGCAUUUGAUGACCUUGCGAUGCAAAAGGACGGGUUAGAACCAUAGAAGUUGAUCCUUCUCUACCAAGUAAUUGAUGCUGUUGAUGCGCUAGAGUCUGUGGCUGAUGUCACGGACGAUGUGAGGUAAACGCAAUCUGCGCGUUAUAUGCAAGUGACCUUGGUAUGAGCAUGUGUAGAACUGUAGUCUGUAGGUAGUUACUGUAACCCCAGGUGUUAAUCAAAGGCUAAUCAUAGGCUAGGCAGUGGGUUGAACUUAAACAAGAUAAUGAUCAUGAGCUUUAGUUCAAAAUCUUUUAAAGUGGUGACGGAAUUUCUCUGAAAAUAGGUCCCAACGUGAACUUUUUGAAAGACAAAGGCAAUAUUGUUUUGUUUAUAUGUUAACCUUUUCAAAAAU